AUGUAUCGCGCUCCAGUUGACGAGAUCGCCUUCACGCUGAAACAUGUCUGCGGCCUUGGCGACCUGCAGCAAAAUACGCGUUACGCUGAACUGGGAGAUGAUCUUGUCGACGCAAUUGUCGCGGAAGCAGGCAGGUUUGCCGCCGAAGAGAUUGCACCGCUGAACGCGGUUGCUGACAAGCACGGUACACCGCUUCAAGACGGGAAGGUAACCACACCACCGGGAUGGCGCGAAGCUUAUCAUGCAUGGAUCGACGGUGGCUGGAAUGGUUUGUCGGCGGAUCCUGAAUCUGGCGGGCAGGGGCUUCCCCAAAUGCUUUCGGCAGCUGCGCUUGAGAUGUGGAACUCGGGGUCCAUGUCAUUCGCGAUCGGCCCGACGCUGACCAUUGGCGCGGUGGAGGCCAUGGAAAAACAUGCCUCGGAUGAACUGAAGGCAAAAUAUCUGGCCAGGCUGGUGAGCGGUGAAUGGAUGGGGACCAUGAACCUGACCGAGCCUCAGGCCGGUUCGGAUCUCAAUGCGUUACGAGCCCGCGCAGAGCGGAAUGAUGACGGAACAUACCGCAUCUUUGGCCAGAAGAUCUUCAUCACCUACGGAGAUCACGACCUGACCGACAACAUCAUUCACAUGGUACUUGCACGCUUGCCGGACGCGCCCGCCGGGACCAGGGGUAUUUCCUUGUUUCUGGUGCCGAAGUUCCUGGUCGGCGACGACGGUGCUCUUGGGGCUCGGAACGAUGUCCGCGUGGCCGGUGUUGAACACAAGAUGGGGAUCCACGGGUCGCCCACCUGCACCAUGAUUUACGGCGACGACGGCGGCGCGACAGGCUGGCUGAUCGGUGAGGAGAACCGAGGCCUUGCCUGCAUGUUCACGAUGAUGAACAACGCGCGCCUUGCGGUCGGCAUCCAGGGGUUGGGUGUUGCUGAACGGGCAUAUCAGCAUGCGCUGAACUAUGCCGUUGAGCGCAAGCAGGGCAGGGCGCCAGGUGACAAGGGCGAAGGCAUGAGCCCGAUCGCGCGCCAUCCUGAUAUCAAACGCAUGCUGCUGACAAUGAAAUCCAAGACCCAGGUUGCCCGCGCGAUUUGUUACGCCUGCGCGCAUGCCAUCGACAUGACCAAUAUCGCGGACGACGACGAGGGACGAACAUUCUGGAACGAACGUGCUGGUCUUCUGACACCGAUAGCCAAGGCUCUCUCAACAGACUUCGGCGUUGAAGUGGCGUCACUUGGCGUCCAAAUUCACGGCGGUAUGGGUUACAUCGAGGAAACCGGUGCCGCGCAGCACCUGCGCGAUGCCCGCAUUGCACCAAUCUAUGAGGGGACGAACGGCAUUCAGUCGAUCGACCUCGUUAUGCGUAAACUGCCACUAUCGGGUGGCACUCAGAUCAACGGUUUUAUCGCAGAACUCAAGGCGAUCGCAGAUGAGGUUGCGGCAUCAAAUCGCCCAGAAUUCGGUGCGACCGCAGACCGGCUGAACGCAAGCAUUCGAGAUCUUGAAGAGGCCACCGACUUCAUGCUUUCAGCUCAGGCCGAAGGCCGGAUUGCGGACGCACUUUCCGGUGCGACGCCGUAUCUGCGUGUCGCGGGCCUUUCACUGGGCGGCGCACUGCUGGCUAAGGGGGCGCUGCGAUCCGUGUCGGAGCCGGCCGCGCGUUUGGCGGAACGGACGCUCCUGGCUCGGAGUUUCUGUGAAACGGUGCUCGGCGAAACGGCAGGCCUGAAGUCGGAUAUCGUUUUGUCGGCCGAAGCCAUUCAGGCCUUUGACGCCGAAGCCCUUGCGUCCUGA
This is a messenger RNA of Effrenium voratum, 1782 nucleotides long. Lineage: Eukaryota; Dinophyceae; Suessiales; Symbiodiniaceae. The record is from the annotation of a GenBank genome assembly.